This is a messenger RNA of Pogoniulus pusillus (Red-fronted tinkerbird), 961 nucleotides long. RefSeq names its product proline and glutamate rich with coiled coil 1 (gene PERCC1). The record is from RefSeq and is a predicted model, not a curated record. The transcript is spliced from 2 exons. NCBI's taxonomy places the organism in Eukaryota, Metazoa, Chordata, Aves, Piciformes, Lybiidae. The coding region runs from base 48 to 812 and encodes 254 amino acids.
UUCAGGCCCAGGUGGAGGGACGGGCAGGGGGAGCGGCGCGGGAGCCUAUGCAUGGCCGGGCGGCAGCGCCAAGGGUGAGUCCAGGUCCUGGGGUGCCCCUGCAUGUUGACAUGGCCGCGGGCAUCAUCCGGCCCCUGGCUGAGCUGCGGCUGCCCUCACCUUUCCCACAUGGCCUGCUGCUGCCCACACGCCCUGAGCCAGACUUUCCCGACCUCUCGGAGGAAGAUGAGGAGGAAGAGGAGGAAGAUGAAGAAGAGGCAGUGGAGGAGAGCAUGAGGCCAGAGCUGGCCAUCCCCAGCACUGCUGAAACCACCCUACAGCUCCUCAAGUUUUCAGAGCUCAUCAGCUGUGACAUUCAGCGCUACUUUGGGCGGCGGGGACAGGAGGAGGCUACUGGCAGCCCUGGUGUGCCCGAGGACCAUGUCUCAUCUCAACAGGCUGAGGCCCAGCCUGAGCCUGUGGCACUGCAAGGCAGCCCCACAGCCGUGCACCGGCUGGGGCCGCUGGCUGAGCUCUUCGAGUACGGUGUGCACCGGUGCCUGCCACCCCGGGUAGCCGGCAGCAAGACACAGCGUCUGGAGAGGAAAUAUGGCCACAUCACCCCCAUGCACCGGAGGAAGCUGCCACCCUCCUUCUGGAGAGAGCCAGGCCCCAGCCCCACUGGCCUCCUCCACACCAGCACCCCUGACUUCAGUGACCUCCUGGCCAACUGGACGGUGGAGCCGGGGCUGGAGCUGCCAGGUACCGGGCGGGAGCUGCCCCCUGAGCCAGGCUGCGCAGGGCUGGAUUCCGAGCCCUUCACUGGGCUGUGACCCCACCAUGGCCCUUAGGGCCCCUGGCCCUGCCACGUGCCACCCAGUUAAUGAUAAACCCAGUGGGUCCAGUGCCAGCAUUGGGGCAGCCAGAGCUGCUGGGUCAGAGCUGGCGCUGAGAUGAUUGAAUAAAUGACUCCCGCCAGGCA